This is a messenger RNA of Penicillium atrosanguineum, 1125 nucleotides long. RefSeq lists its product as uncharacterized. The record is from RefSeq and is a predicted model, not a curated record. NCBI's taxonomy places the organism in Eukaryota, Fungi, Ascomycota, Eurotiomycetes, Eurotiales, Aspergillaceae. The coding region runs from base 1 to 1125 and encodes 374 amino acids. The transcript has a single exon.
AUGGAUACGGCAAUGAGCAGCCUCCCCAAGGACAACGGGGAAUUUCUCAUGAAGAAUAUUUCGAUCAUUCAGAUUAUUUCUAUGUUCGCAAUUGGCUCAUACAAUGCACUCGAAGUCGGACUCAUGACCUUUGACUGCUUCAAAUACUACCGAGGGGUAUAUUUUUGGAGCAUGCAAGUCGCAGCAUGGGGAAUCCUGGUCCAUGGGAUUCCCGGCAUGAUCCGCUUUUUGGCAAUAUCACCCAACCGGCCCAUGGCUAUUCCAUUCAUCAUCGGCUGGAAUGCCAUGGUGACUGGGCAGCCAAUCGUUCUCUAUUCACGAUUACACCUCGUCGCUACUGACUCUAAUCAUUUACGCUGGGUACUAUGGAUGAUUUUUGGCACUUUCUUCACGCUGAACAUUCCAAUGACAAUCAUCUUUCUCGAAGUUAACGUCGGCCAUGGACGCUUCACCCAAUCUGCUGCAAUCUUCGAUCGUAUCCAACUAGUUGGAUUUUGCCUACAGGACUAUAUAAUCUGCGGCAUCUAUAUUCGGGAAGCAAUACGAGCCUUGCGACCUGUCUUCGAAAUGCGCGGCCGCGAUGGCUGUAAAUUGAUCAUCCAACUGAUCGCGAUGAACAUGAUUGUGGUGCUGAUGAACACUAUCCUUAUCGUGACCGAGUUCAAAGUACACUUCAUCCAAAUAAGCUUGAAAACGGUGGUAUACAGCGUGAAACUCAAGCUAGAAUUUAGCAUUCUCACGCAUCUCCGCUGUCUCACCCGAGCAUACCCCUGUAUCUGCCAAAACCAGCCCGGCAGUCCUCGUCGAUCGAGCGACAUCAAUAUCUUCCAAAUGAUAACGGCACAAAGGCGUACAGCGCCGGACAUCAAAACACCCCCCAUCUCUACGGAAACGAUUGGACCAACACGACCGUCUUCCAUAUAUAAUGGUACGCGCGACUUUCAUGACGCGCUGCGAGAAACAGCGUCCACCGAAAACAUGUCUUCCAAACGCCAUUCACCUACUGCCUCCAUUCUCUUUCCAAUGCCUGUUUCCUUUUCCUCAGAUGGCUCUUCAACAAAUCAUUGCGUUGGCUCACAUUCAACAAAGACAACGGAGAUAUGCCUAAUCGAGAAUCCAAAGUAA